This is a messenger RNA of Leptopilina boulardi, 3023 nucleotides long. RefSeq names its product transmembrane reductase CYB561D2-like. Gene Ontology annotation, molecular function: transmembrane monodehydroascorbate reductase activity. The record is from RefSeq and is a predicted model, not a curated record. NCBI's taxonomy places the organism in Eukaryota, Metazoa, Arthropoda, Insecta, Hymenoptera, Figitidae. The transcript is spliced from 3 exons. Bases 291 to 995 code for a protein of 234 amino acids.
AGGCCAUUAUGUUUUACGCUGGUUUUUCAUCCUAGACAGUAAGGGGAUUCAGUUCGACUUGGUUCGACUCCAGUAGUGCCCCAUAAAGACACGAGCUUAUAGUUUUAUCAUUUUUUUUUUAAAUUCACAUUAUUUAGUUCAACCCUUAUUUAUUCAACAAUUUUUUUUUUUGAUUCAGUGCGUGCUUAUUGUUUAUUUAUUCUGUUUUCAUUUAAAAAAAAAAAUAAAUAAAUAAAACGGAAUUUACCAUUCUAUAAGCACAAGACUUGGGUGCAAGGGACGAUUUUGAAAUGAAGACAGAACAACAAAGUAGAAAAGCGCCACCGGGUUCUUUGACCCUAGGCGUUUCAUUUCUAACACAUUUACUAUUAAUUCUACCAAUUAUCUAUAUAUUGGUCAUUGCUUUUCAUCGACCUGAACAAUUAUUCACAUGGCAUCCAAUUUGUAUGUCAUUGGGGGCACUCUUGAUAAUUGAAGCAGUCUUCAGCAUAUCAGGCGAAGUUCUAUUGGCCCAUAAAUUAUCACGUGCUCAACGAAUAACAAUACAUUGGAUAAUGUUGACAAUUGGAUUAUGUUUAAUUUUAUGUGGUCUUAUUAUUGCGAUUGUCAAUAAAAAUAAUAAAAAUAAAGAACAUUUUGUCUCGUUUCAUGCAAUUUUGGGAUUAACGACAAUUGUUCUUGCAUCAUUGGUGGCAAUAUUUGGAAUUAUUGCAAAUAAUACAAGAUGGCUAUAUCCACGUGUUAGACCAGUUUUAAUUAAAGUACUACAUGCUUAUGGUGGUAUUGUAAUGACAAUUUUAUUUAUUGCAAGUUUAAUUGCCGGCGCCUAUACACAUUGGUUGGAACAUCAAAAUAUUGGUGAUCAUGAAGUUGGACAAAAACUUGUUUUUGCCUCAUUAUUUAUUGCUGGGGUAUUGGUAUUGUUUAAACCAAUUUUAGGAGCAAUUUCAAGGACAAUUGUUCUUACUAAAACACCCCAACAACCAAGUACGUGACCUUGUUGUCUUUUUUUUUUAAAUGAAAGAUCAUGAGUGUUACAUUCUAUUUUGUCCAAAGAAAAAAAAAUUUUUUUUUUUCAAUUUUUGUUAUGGUGAAAAUUUUUUGAGAAUUAUGUUUUUUUUUGAAAUCUUCUUUUUUAAUUACUAUAAAAAAAUGAAACAAAUAGAAACAUAGCUAUCGGAAAAUUUUCAUCAGAUUUUCAAAGUCUCAAACACAGUGUAACGCCUUCACUUGAAAUCGAGACACGUAUGUAUAUCUAUUUUCGUACUUUGUUUUAUGAAUGUGGCACGUAUCAAGAAUUAUGUGAUUUCAACAAAACAAGGAAAUUUUUUUUGUUUUUUGUUCAAAUAAUACGUGAAACAAGAUUUUAAGUUUUAUAAUUGAUUAUUCGAGGAAAACAAUUUUUAUUUAAUAUAAUUUGAAUUUAGUUUGCUUUUUCAUGAAAAAAAAAGGAAUAAUUAUUGUUACAACGAAAAACUCCGUCCAUAGAUUGAUAUAUACGACUCGAUUGACCAAAGAAGAGAUUAUUUAUUUUGUUUUUUUUUUUUAUUUAUUUAAAUCAAGUGACGCCGUUACAUUAGCGAGAAUUAUUUCACUGCGUCUAUUUUUAAAUAUAUAAAUAUAUUUUUAUAAAAAAAAAAAAAAUUUGCAGAAUUAUAAACGUUAAUUUUUUUUUUUAAAUAACAAUUUUAGAUUUUAAUAAAAGGAUUUUUUUUUAUUUUUGAAACCGGGGACAGACAAUAAUAAUAAUUAUAUUUAUAUUUUAUUGCGUAAAUUUGAAAUUUUUUUAUUUCUACGGCAUCUUUAUGACGGUAUAGUAAAUUUUACUAUCCACAACUGUAAUGAAUUAUUGUACUAUACGACAGUAUGAUAAAUUUUACUAUACAAAACUGAAAUAAAUUUUAUUUUAGAACAGUAUAGUAAAAUUUACCACAAACGUAAUGUAAUUGUUACUAUAUUUAGUUAUGAAGUCUUUACACGACGGUAUAGUAAACUUUACCACAAAUUUAACGUUCACAGUAUAGCAAAUUUUACUAUACAAAACUAUAAUAAAUUGAAUUAUACGACAGUACGGUAAAAUUUACUAUGAAAAACUAUAAUAAAUUUUACUAUACGACAGUAUGGUAAAUUUUACUAUGAAAAACCAUAAUAAAUUUUACUAUACGACAGUAUGGUAAAUUUUACUAUGAAAAACUAUAAUAAAUUUUACUAUACGACAGUAUGGUAAAUUUUACUAUGAAAAACUAUAAUAAAUUUUACUAUACGACAGUAUGGUAAAUUUUACUAUGAAAAACUGUAAUAAAUUUUACUAUACGACAGUAUGGUAAAUUUUACUAUGAAAAACUAUAAUAAAUUGUACAGUAUAGUAAAUUUUACUAUACAAAACUGUAAUAAAUUUUACUAUACGACAGUAUGGUAAAAUUUACCAUAAACGUAAAUUAAUUAUUCAGUUGUAAGGCCUUUAAACGACGGUAUAGUAAAUUUUACCAUAAUGAGUAAAAUUUUUACCAUUUAAAAGUUGAACUUACCGAAUUUUUUUCUAAAACAUAAAAAGAGCAUAAUAUUAAUAAUAAAUAUAAUUUUAAAUGUACUACGUGAAGCAGAAAAAAAUAUAAAUAAAACUCAAAAGUCUGAUUUUUAUAAACUGUACAAGCUCUACAAAUGUGUAUUCGUAAGCUCAUGCAUUUCUUGUUUUUUUUUAUAACCAAUGGAUACUUAAAACCGAGUUUAGUUUAUAAAUUUACUUUAAACUCAGUUUAAAGUAAUAUUAUCUAGAUAAUAUUUUAUCUAUAAAUAUGUUCUACAAUUUUUUUGAUACAAUGGAUUUUUAAAAAAUUUUUUAAAUUUUUUUUUUGAAUUUUUUUUUUUGUUUUUAAGAAAAAUGUGCAACAUAUCGUCAACCAUAUAUCAACACUUUAUUAUAAUUACACACGCAUCGUAUACAUAUACACAGAAUAUAAUGUAUAUAUAUAUAUAUAUAUAAUAUAUCUUUCGUAAUACAAUGUACAUGUAUAAUAAUACAA